AUGAAUAAUCCCAACAACAACAACAACAAUAUACUACCACUCAUCCUCUCUUUGCUUCAAUCCUCUUCCUAUCAAUUGCAAUCGUGGCUCUCAUCCAUACGUGUUAUUCUUGUUGUCAUCUUUUCCAAUCUUCUCUCAACAUGUCAUUUUGUAUAUUCCCAAUUAAAAUCCAAGCUUGUAACAAACUUUUCAAAUCCUUCCAUCACCUCCACUACAACAACAACAACAACAACAACCCUCCUCUCUAACGCAUGUCCCAAUACGACCACUUCCUUCAUACAUUCCUUUCGAUUUCUAACAUCCAAAAUCUUGUGGAUUGUAUGGUUGGGAACGAGUGCAUUGUUUUUGAACUUGUUCUUGUUGAAAAAGAUUCAAAAUCAUCAUGGAUCAUUUCCAUCACAAAUGUUCAUUCAUCAUCAAAAUCAAACACUUCUUGAACAAAAUUCAACCAAUGGCCAUUGGAAUGAAACUUCAUGGCGAAUACAAAAACAUGUAUUUUCUGGAUUUUCUUUUUUAAAAGGAUAUCGACCACCGUCGGUUCUGGAAGUUUUCCAACCAUUCAUUCUCAAGGAUAUGGUAUCAGUAUCAUCAUCAUCAUCAUUGAAAAAAUCUUUGGAACAACAACACCUUCCUAAAAAGGUAAUUGAGGAAUUUGGUUUAUUUGAAAAUUUCACUUCGACCUUUCAAAGUUCUUAUCGAUGCAUUCGAUAUCGACUCGAUUUGGAACGAAAACAUUUUGCUCAUCUAUUCACCACUUGUUUAUUUGAAAAUAUUUGUUUCAAUCGAAAAGGCGAAUGGAUUUUAUUUUCAAAAUCUCCACAUGCGAAAGAGAAGAGUGAAAAAGUUUGGGUACAAACCAAUUCGUAUCAUGCGUUGACUGGAGAUAUUCAUCGAGUGAGAAUCAAAGUGUUGGAUCCUCCAAGUGCAGUGUUAGUUCGAGGAGUGAAUGGAACUGUUCCUAAUUUGGGAAAUUCAAAUGUCAUGGAGUUGUCAAAAAAUUUCAAAUGGAUUGAAAAACCAACAUUUGGUACUUCGAGACAUGCCACGAGUAAUAUUGGUCAUGCAAUUUUGGAUAAUUUUGCUCUCGUCUUCAACUCGAUGAUUAAUUUUGAUUAUGUGAGUCCUGACAGUCAUUUACUCUUUAUGGAUGACAUGUAUCCUAAAAUUCCAGGAGACACUCGAACACCUGAACUUGUAAAAUUACACGGAGAUUUAGCAACGAAUAGUUCUCUAGAAUGGGCUCGAAGAAUGACCAAUUUAGAACCAUUACAACAAGGUUCCAAUCAUGUCGAAGGAUCUUUUAUUAAGAAAGCUCCAUGUGAAUUUCAUGGAAUGAAUCCCAAUGAUGCACAUGCACAUGAAAUGGAUACUUGUUUUUCGAGUUUCAUUGUUGGAUCGACUGGUUCCAUGUAUAGCUUUAUUGAGGGACGAGAAUCUGUCAUUACCUUAUUUCGAAAGUACUUGUUGAGACAAUUGAAUGUAAAACCUCAGAAGAAGUUUUCAAAAGUGUUCAGAAUUGCGAUUCAGAACAAACCAUUGCAUUCGAUCAAUCGAGAUGCUAUUAUUAAUGUCGACAAGAUUGUCAAUUAUUUAAGACAGAAUGUCACGGAAAGUGAAAUGUUGGAAUUGGCCAAUAGUGUUCGAGGGAAACAUGAACCCAAAUAUGAACGUGUGGAAAUUGUGAAUUUGAAAUUGGAGAGAAUGUCGUUUGAGGAACAAGUACAAUUUUUUGGAGAUUUAGAUGUUUAUAUUUCCACACAGGGAGCUGCUUCGUACAUGUCACUCUUCAUGACGAAACCAAAUGCAGUCAUGUUUUAUGUACCCAUGUGUUUUAGACACACUUUGACUUGUUCGGAUUUGAACUUGAAAAUUCAUGAGACUUGGGCGACUGAGGUGAAAAUUGUUUCCUUGAUUCACUAUACUCAUUUGUUGGAGUGUGUGAAGGGAAAUUCUGAUGAAGAACCAGGAUUUAAGGUGACCGCACGAGUUCACUCCGAACCAUAUGGAGAUUGUCAUGAAAGGAUUGAUCCUAAGGGUUUAUAUCAUGAAUUGAUCUCAAAGGCAUUACAGAGAUUGCUGUAA
Messenger RNA from Naegleria lovaniensis, 2082 nucleotides. RefSeq lists its product as uncharacterized. Gene Ontology annotation, molecular function: glycosyltransferase activity. The coding region runs from base 1 to 2082 and encodes 693 amino acids. The transcript has a single exon. Lineage: Eukaryota; Heterolobosea; Eutetramitea; Acrasida; Naegleriidae. The record is from RefSeq and is a predicted model, not a curated record.